Triticum turgidum subsp. durum (durum wheat) is the source of this 276-nucleotide messenger RNA. NCBI's taxonomy places the organism in Eukaryota, Viridiplantae, Streptophyta, Magnoliopsida, Poales, Poaceae. The record is from the annotation of a GenBank genome assembly.
AUGAAAAGAGGAAUGUUUGUUAUGGUAAAACUUUGUUUAAAACGAUGUGGUAGAAAGCAACCUGUCUAUCGAAUCGUUGCAAUUGAUGUUCGAUCUCGAAGAGAAGGAAGAGAUCUUCAAAAAGUAGGUUUUUAUGAUCCGAUAAAGAAUCAAACUUGUUUAAAUGUUCCAGCUAUUCUCUAUUUCCUUGAAAAGGGUGCUCAACCAACAAGAACUGUUUAUGAUAUUUUAAGGAAGGCAGAAUUCUUUAAAGAAAAAGAAAGAACUUUAAGUUAA